AUGACGAUCACAAUCACCGUUGAGAAGGAUGGCUACUACGAGGUUAAUGGCACCAAAUAUGAACCUUCAGUCUCCCUCCAUGUGAUUUCGGGAGCUGCCAAGUUACGGAGGAUGCUUCAGGAUACCAAGGAUAUGAUCGUGUGUCCUGGUGUCUAUGAUGGCCUUUCUGCUCGCAUUGCCAUGGAGCUAGGCUUCAAGGGAAUGUACAUGACCGGAGCAGGAACUACCGCAUCGCGAUUGGGAAUGGCCGAUCUCGGACUCGCUCAACUUCACGAUAUGAAGACUAACGCCGAAAUGAUUGCCAAUCUCGAUCCAUUCGGUCCCCCUCUAAUUGCAGACAUGGAUACAGGCUACGGAGGUCCAUUGAUGGUAUCCAAGUCCGUCCAGCAGUAUAUCCAAGCAGGUGUGGCAGGCUUCCACAUUGAGGAUCAGAUCUCCAACAAGCGCUGUGGUCACCUUGCCGGCAAGCGAGUGGUUUCCCGGGAUGAGUACGAGUCAAGAAUCAAAGCCGCCAAGCUCACAAAGGAUAAGCUGCAUUCGGAUAUUGUUCUCAUUGCGCGAACCGACGCCCUCCAACAACACGGAUACGACGAGUGUAUUGCUCGUCUAAAGGCAGCCCGUGAUAUCGGCGCUGAUGUCGGUCUGCUUGAAGGGUUUACGACGAUUGAUCAAAUGCGGCAAGCAGUUGAGGAUCUCGCUCCGUGGCCCCUGCUCCUGAAUAUGGUGGAAAAUGGAGUGUCUCCCGUUAUAACGACCAAACAAGCGGAGGAGAUCGGCUUCCGCAUCAUGAUCUUCUCUUUUGCGUCGGUUAUUCCAGCCUACGUCGGAAUCAGGGCUGCAAUGUUGCGCCUCAAGACGGAAGGGGUUGUCGGGACCCAAGAAGGGCUUGGACCGCGGAAGCUGUUCGAAGUGUGUGGAUUGAUGGACUCUAUGAAGCUGGAUACUGAGGCAGGAGGCGAUGGAUUUGAAGACGGCGUGUAA
Molecule: messenger RNA, 981 nt
Organism: Penicillium odoratum
Lineage: Eukaryota; Fungi; Ascomycota; Eurotiomycetes; Eurotiales; Aspergillaceae
Product: isocitrate lyase/PEP mutase family protein
Exons: 3
Coding region: 1-981 (326 amino acids)
Molecular function (GO): catalytic activity
Source: RefSeq, a predicted model, not a curated record